Messenger RNA from Staurois parvus, 320 nucleotides. Lineage: Eukaryota; Metazoa; Chordata; Amphibia; Anura; Ranidae. The record is from the annotation of a GenBank genome assembly.
CAUUGAAGUCAAUCACAGCUGAUCACAUGUAAAUAGGAAAUGCCAGUUAUCGACAGUCCUCUCCAAACACUGACAGCUCAGGGGACAUCUACACUGAUCAUCAGGGCACUGAUGAUCAGUGCCCUGAUGAUCAGUGUAGCCCCAUCAGUGCCACCUGUCACUGCCCAUCAAUGCCACCUGUAAGUGCCCAUCAAUGCCACAUGUCAGUGCCUACCAGUGCACAUCAAUGCCACAUAUCAGUGCCCAUCAGAGAUGCUUUUCAGUGCCACCUAGCAGUGCCAGUCAGUGCAGCCUAUCAGUGCCCAUCAGUGAUGCCUAUC